AUGGAGACUAGACGACAACGUGGUCGGGGCCAUUGGCCUGGAUCUAGGCAGGCCCAGAACCAAGAGGAGGAGCAAGGUUCUAUGGCAAACCAAUACCAGGGAGCCAGAGGUGAAGAAGGGGACCAGGUAGUUACAGUUAUCAAUCGUAUGACUGAUUUACUGGCCCGUUUGAUUGACCAGCAAGGUCAAGUACUUGGUAACCAACAAAGGGACCCUGAAGUAGGUGAAUAUAGGGCCCUAGAACGGUUCCAAAAAUUCGCUCCUCCUAAAUUUCUUAGAGGACCAGACCCUAAAGCUGAUGAGAACUUGUUUGAAACAAUGGAAGAUAUUUUUACUGCUUCGCGUGGAAAAAAGCAUGACCCUCUUUUGAAGCACCUCAAGGCUCGAAGAAGCUCGAAAAGAUCAGUGAAUUAUGUGACUGAGGAAUUGGGAAAUGAGUAUUCGCCAGUUUAUGUUGGCCCUCAAGAAGGGUUGAAGGAAGCUGACAGGAUCACAACAUUGCCAGGACAGCCAAAUGCAGUAAAUUUUGAUCAGUAUUCAGGGUAUGUCACAGUUGAUCCUAAAGCUGGUCGAGCUCUCUUUUACUAUUUUGCCGAAUCCCAAAACUCUUCGGCCAAGCCUCUGGUUUUGUGGCUAAAUGGAGGACCUGGAUGCUCCUCAAUUGGAGCUGGAGCAAUGACUGAAUUGGGACCUUUCCGAGUCAAUAAAGAUGGAAGCACCCUCUGGCUUAAUCCAUAUGCCUGGAACACUGUGGCAAACGUACUCUUCUUGGAAUCUCCAGCUGGUGUUGGAUUUUCUUACUCCAACACAUCCUCAGAUUACAUUACCGGAGAUACAAAAACUGCAGCAGAUUCCUAUACAUUUCUAGUCAACUGGCUGGAAAGGUUCCCUGAGUACAAAACCAGAGACUUCUUGAUAACUGGAGAAAGCUAUGCUGGUCAUUACGUGCCUCAGCUUGCUCAACUGAUUCUCCAUAACAAUGAGAUAACGAACCAAACUGUCAUUAACUUGAAAGGAAUUGCUAUUGGGAAUCCAUACGUUGAUAUUGAAACACAAGGCAGUGGGACUUAUGAUUAUUACUGGACCCAUGCUCUGAUAUCUGAUGAAAUUCAUCAGGGUAUAUUUUCCAAUUGCAAUUUUUCUUCAGGAAAUACAUCAGAUGCUUGUCAGACAAACGAGGACCAAGCAGAUUCAGCUAUAGGCAAUAUUGAUUAUUACAAUAUCUAUGCUCCCUUGUGUUCUUCUUCUUCAAAUACUCCUACUACGAGUUGGUUAUCAGUUUGA
Molecule: messenger RNA, 1284 nt
Organism: Coffea arabica (coffee)
Lineage: Eukaryota; Viridiplantae; Streptophyta; Magnoliopsida; Gentianales; Rubiaceae
Source: RefSeq, a predicted model, not a curated record